GCCCAAUCAAAAGCGGCGGAUUGAGUGGAAAGCAACCUGAGCCAAUGUAUUUCAGCUUGUAGCCGCGAUGGAGGAGUCGCUGGACGAGAAGGCGCUGUGGCGCGACCGCAACAAGAUCUUCGUCGCCGGCCUGCCGCUCGACGCCGAUGACAAGGCGCUCGCCUCCAAGUUUGAGAGCUUUGGCGAGAUGUUCCAGGCCAAGGUCGUCUACGACAACAAGACGCAGCGCUCCAAGGGCUUUGGCUUCGUCACCUACUGCUCGUACGAGAGCGCGCUCGACGCCGUGCGCGACAUGGACAAGAAGAAAUGGGACAACCGUGUCCUGAACGUGCGCUUCCUGACGCCCAAGGGCGGCGCCGCGGGCGCGCCGAUGGCGCCGGCACCGGCGCCCCGCGUUGUCGAGCCGCGUCCCGAAGGCUGCACGACCAUCUUUGUUGGCAACAUGCCGUACGAGAUCACAGAAGAGAUCCUGCGCAAGGUUUGCGCCGUCUGCGGUGACAUCAAGGCGAUUCGGUUUGCCGAGGACAUCAAGACCAAGGAGUUCCGUGGCUUCGGCUACGUGCAGUUCUACGAAGGCGACGCGGCCGAGACGGCCGUGCGCACGCUUCAUGGUACCGUCGUCAUGGGCCGCCCGCUGCGCGUCGAUUACGGCGCCCGCGAUGCGCCCGAGGUCUCGGAGAUGAAGGAAGCCCUUCAGAAGAAGCUCAAGAAGGGUAUUUGCCACAAGUUCCAGCAAGGUUUGUGUGACCGCGGUGACGCCUGCAAGUUUGCCCACAUUGAGGCCAACGACCCGAUGACGGGCGGCAUCCCGGUGAUCAAGACCGCGGCCAAGGCCGGGCCGCGCUGCAUCAACAACGUCCCGGACGAUGCACCGGUGUGCAUGGGCUUCCAGCGCGGCAACUGUACCCGCGGCGACAAGUGCAAGUUCCGUCACAUCGUCGGCGAGACACCGGUGGACGAGACACCGGUGGCCGAGACGCCAGCGCCGGCGCCGGCACCGACGUUCGUCGUUGUCAACAACGCCCCGGAAGACGCGCCCAUUUGCAUGAGCUACCGCCGUGGCAAGUGCAAGCGCGGGAACCUUUGCAAGUUCCGCCACAUUGAUGGCGACCUCCCAGACGAAAACGACGAUGCACCGGUGGCGGUUGCGGCACCAGCUGCCGUUGUGGCGCCGGUCGUCGAAGACGCUGCCGACGACGUCGACGACGACACGCCGAUUUGCAAGAGCUACCAGCAAGGCAAGUGCAAGCGCGGUGCGCAGUGCAAGUACCGCCACGUGGGUGCGCCGCCGACGCCGGUGCGCGCGCCUGUGGCCAUGAUUGGUGGGCUUGCCGUAUGUCAAAAGUUCCUCAAGGGCCAGUGCGCCAAGGGCGGCACCUCGUGCCGCUUUGCGCACCCUGGCGAGUCGCAGGCGGUCGCGGACGCCAAGUCCGAGUACCAAAAGCGCUUCCAGAGCGUGUGCUACAACUGGCAGAACGGCGGCGCGUGUGCCCGUGGUGACAACUGCCCGUUCGAACACAACAACGCGCACGUGGCCAAGACGACGACGACGACGACGACAAUGGUGCCUGACGUCGAUGACGAGCCCGAGGCUCCCGUCGCCAAGAAGGAGAAGAAGGAGAAGAAAGAGAAGAAGGAGAAGAAGUCGAAGCGGGCUGCCGACGACGAUGAGGAGGAUGAGGACGACCGCGCGGCGCGGAAGAAGGCCAAGAAGGACCGAAAACAGAAGCGAAGCGAAGACUAAGCGCAGAAUUCUACAACUCAUCGUGCUUACAUAGUC
Saprolegnia diclina VS20 is the source of this 1780-nucleotide messenger RNA. RefSeq lists its product as hypothetical. The transcript has 2 exons. NCBI's taxonomy places the organism in Eukaryota, Oomycota, Saprolegniomycetes, Saprolegniales, Saprolegniaceae. The record is from RefSeq and is a predicted model, not a curated record. The coding region runs from base 68 to 1744 and encodes 558 amino acids. Gene Ontology annotation, molecular function: RNA binding; metal ion binding.